AUGGUCGUUGCUCGAGACUUCAAACAAUGCGAGGAUGAGGACUACUUUUUUGACGUGGAGGGGGCCUCAUUCAAGGUCUCACGACGAUUACUCGUAGACCACUCAUUUGCACUCCCUAAGCUGCUCGCAACGUCUGAUGGCGAUGUUGGGCGAACACCAUGGAAUCCUGUGUUGCUACACGGGCAUUCCGCCGACCAAUUCUCUCUAUUCUUGUACUCUCUUUCUCUGCGGACACCUCCAAACCCGCUCGGACUUACCAUGGAGGACCUUCUCUCCCUCGCGGAACUUUCUCGCCAAUACGACGCUCGUUCCUUGAGUGCGUGGGCAUUAAAGGGUCUGUUACCCGCACUCCUACUCGUCGCGCGAGACACCGCAAAUCCCCCGUCGUCUGCGACUCUCAUACGUAUCCUGCGGUUAGCUUUAGCUUGCGGGGACGUUCCUCUAGCGAAAAUGACGCAAAGUGUAUGGGCCGAUCGCAUACAUCGACAUGACCUACCACCCGCACCUGCGAUAACGUUCGCCGAGAAACAUGGGUUGAUAUUGCUCCAGAUACACGCCUACUACGCGCAACUACUCCUCGCAUCUCCGUACCUCCCGGAUGCACUUCCCGACGACAUGCAAGCAACGCUUACUCUGUCGCAGCGCACACAUCUUCUUGAGGGCUACUACUCUCUCACAUCAUACUGGAACCGCCAACGAACCCAGCCGAUAUCCUUUUCACAGUCACCUGAAUGCCCAGCUCAUGAUCAUCGCAUAUGUAUAUCAACGUGGCGUAGCAGAUGGUCGGUUAUGGCAGACUGGCCACUCACAUUUGAUGACGUAGAUGUCCUGCGGCGGCUCACCUUCAUGGUAAAGACACUGGAAAACGAUAGGAUCCUGGAGGUUUGCAUGAGCGCGGGUUGUAGACGCGGAGCGUUGGAGGCGUUGCAGCACAAAUCCAAGGCACUGGGAGAGAACCUGUGGCACCAUUUCGAUCUGUGA
Messenger RNA from Pleurotus ostreatus (oyster mushroom), 981 nucleotides. RefSeq lists its product as uncharacterized. The transcript has 3 exons. NCBI's taxonomy places the organism in Eukaryota, Fungi, Basidiomycota, Agaricomycetes, Agaricales, Pleurotaceae. Bases 1 to 981 code for a protein of 326 amino acids. The record is from RefSeq and is a predicted model, not a curated record.